GAUAAUAAUUGAUUUGUAUAUUUCUCAAAUUUCAUGCACGGAGUUGUAAUGAGAAAAAAAAAAUGGAUGCCCAUCAUACAGGUACGAUCGACCGCAUUAUCGGAAAAUAAAUAAUGCUGCGCACGCUCCUUAAAGGGAAGUUGAUUUUCAUAGUACCCGGCAGCCAACGCAAGUCAUAACAGAACUCUUCGAAAGGGGUUAUUCAGUGUUGCUUUGACAGCAGCUGAGAUUGGAGUUGGAUCUGUUUUUCCCUUAUCAUAUUCAUGCACGUUAUCAAACCGACGAUCUGUUUCGUUACAUCUUAGAUUAGAAUCUACUAGUGAUUAUAUUUAUCUUUUGUUGAGAUUGGACUGUUGCAUAAAAGGUGCACUUUUACGAUACUAGGACGAGGAAGAAUUGUGAAAUUAAUUUAAACCGUAUUUAAUAUGCUGCGUAAAUUUAUCAAAACAAAAGAAAAGAAAUAAGAAAAGGUGCAAAGGGCUGACGAAGAGGAGAAGAGAAACAAAAAUAAGAAUAGUAGCAAGUUUGCCAAUGGCUUUCUGAACUCGCAUUUGUUUACUUCAUUCACGUACGCACUUGUAUUUGCAUUUGCAUUCGUACUUUCGUCUCAAGAUCAAUUUAAAGAAAGUUCGUAAAAUGGCCGAUCACGAAAGAAUCAGAUUAGUAAUAUUAGGCGGUGCUGGUGUUGGGAAAAGCGCAAUUAUACGCCGUUUACUCGGGCAAGGAUUCAGUGAAAGAUACAGACCUACCGUCGAAGACCUUUAUUCGAGAGAAUGUGUUCUCGGUACGCUCACACUUAAAGUUGAUCUUCUGGAUACCGCUGGAGAUUUGCAGUUUCCAGCUAUGAGAAGAUUGAGCAUAGCUACGGCACAUGCGUUUCUUCUUGUUUACGCUACGACAUCAUUACCAAGCUUCGAAUGUGUCAAACGAUGCUUCGAAGAGGUCAGAGAACAACGACCGGAUUUCCAGGAAGUUCCGAUAGUCGUUGCUGGAAAUAAAUUGGAUCUUGCAACGACGCGGAGAGAAGUACCAAUCGAAGAUGUGAGUGAAUGGUUAUUUUGUGAAUUGCCAAAACUUCGUGCCAAAAUAAUGGAAUGUUCGGCUAAGGACGAUUAUAACGUCAAAGAUAUUUUCCGAUGUUUCGUCACUUUAUCGAGGAUCGUUCCAAAGAAUCACGUUGGCGAGUCAGACGAAUCCGGCCUCCGACGAAGAUGUUCGGCAUAUGGAUCGCGCAGAAGCGAUCGAGUUGGUAGGUCUGGCAGCCCACACGGCAGAACCGGAAGUGCCGGCUCUGUUGACAAUUCUCAGCAAGUGGUUGCAGCGCAAAGUUCAAAUAUCGUCAGUGUCAAUGAGGAAACGAAGAGUAAACCGCGCAGUCGUAGCUUAAUUCGACGCACUUCGCGAAAAACCAAACAACAAAUUAGGGACACUUAUACGGACGACUGUAAUAUCUCAUAAUUUACAGACUCCCUCCACUUCUCUCUCUCUCUCUCUCUCUCUCUAUCUAUCUAUCUAUCUAUCUAUCUAUCUGUCUGUCUGUCUAUCUUUUUAUCUACUUGUCUAUUUCUGUCUUUCUUCCCCAUCCUUUUUCUUUCACUCAUUUUUUACGUGUAACUAUAUUCAAUUCUAUAUCCAAUGAAACGACUAAUGAAACGAUAUCACAGUGCUGCGAGUCGUGUGUAACGCAAAGAUGGAAAGAAGUCUUGUGAGAGGAGUGCGAGUCUGAUUGGUUGUUUCGAAUAGAUUUAGUAUAAUUAAGUAUAAGAACACAUAUUGGUCGAAAGUAUCACAUAAAUAAUAUUUAUGCAGCACAGUAGUAGUAAGUGACAAAAAGAUGGAACUAAUUGUAAAUAGUUUCUUUGCUUGUUUACCGACCCGCUUCUUUCCACCUUUGCGCAUAUGUUCGAUCAUUUUUGUUCCCAGAUUGAAAAUAACACGAAUCUAAUAAAAUACAUAAAAGCAUUAUAAUCUUAUAAUACAUGCGACAACAACACUUCAUAACCCAGCAACAAAAAGUAUACUAAUAUCGAUAAAAGAUUUGACCGAAAUUAGAUAUAUAUGUUAAUGAUAAAUAAAGGACCAAAUCUAGUUUUAGUAACGUAUUUCAAAAAUAUUUAAUGUUCUUUUUUCAAGCUUUCUUAAAAAGUGUGAAAUGGACCAAUCAAAACCAUUUUUCCUCUACUCCACCUUUCCUCUGCUGGAGAAUUUUACUUUCUAUUUAUUUAUAUUUUGUAUCUACUUUGACCCAAUCCGUCCGUUUUUACAUUAAUAUUUGAUCUUAAAAUAUCUAACAAUUGUUCAUCUGAAAUUAUAAAUAAUGAAUACUAUAUCAUUCUGUGUUUAUAUGCGUGUUCAUACGUAUAUAUGUACGCGAUAUUAUGUAUGACUACUAUUGAAUAGUAUACAUACGUAUAUAUGUAUGUUAGCUUGUUAAUCCUUUAAGAACGAUGUUGAUGAUUUAGACUUUCUGAUCUCUUUCAAGGUUUAAAUUAUAUCAGUAAUAAUAACUGAUAACUGAUAAUUAAUAGGAGUGGGUUCAAAACUAAUUUCUUAACUCUCAAAACUCGAAUCCGAAACUUUGCAAGAUAUCAGAAUGCAAAACUUUUGAAACUCGAAGUGUUGAUUUUAUUUUGCAAGAAGAACUGCUUCUUUUAAAAGCUAGAGUUAAAAUUUUUAUAUAAAUUUUUCAAAUCAGCCAUAAUUAAGCAAAAUACAAAAUCUGAUCCAGAUAUUGUUUGUUUAAGAACUCUAAUGUUCACAAUCUUUCUAAUUUACUUGUUUUUCGUCGGCUAUAUAUACUGAAUAUCCUGAAAAGUUUUUCAGAGCUAUACUCAUAUAAUAAACAAUGGUAUAUUUUGAUGCAAUUGGUGUAAUUCCUUUUUUUUUUUUUACAAUUUCUUUAGAUUUGAAUAUUUUAUUCCGUAUUAUCACAUUGCAGAAUUACAAUCGAUUUGCAUAUGUAUCUUUAACCCAUUGACGCAUAUUUUAUUUUCACAGAGUAUUUUUGGACGGUCAUCAUCUUACGAAAAUACAUUUCUAAAUUAAUACGAAAAUUCAAAAUUUUAUUCAACAUUAAAUGAAACCAUUUUGUCGAAAAUAUAUGUACAUACAUGUAAUGAGUUUGUUACAUAUUUUAGCAAAAACAUGCACAAUGACGAUAGCCGGCAUUUGUGUCAAUAUGUGAAAAACAAAAAUCUCGCAUCAAACAUUCCGAAAUACACAUGAAUCAGACGUUUUUUAUUUACAUUGCAAAUAAUCUUUUAUUCAUUGAUUUUAUACUUUUUUCUGAAUCAUGAAAAAGGUAUAAAGUCAAAUUAACGAAAAUCGAAAUUUUCUUGGGUUUUGAGAGGUUUCGAGAUUUUGACAUUUUGAGUAACCCAUCCCUAAUAAUUAAGCUUUAGUAAUGAUUUUUAUAGCUUGAAAUAGAAGCAAUAAAUGGUUAUAUUAAUUUAUCAAAUUCAAUAUUAUUGAAAUAUUUGGAGUUCUUGCUGCACAGGAGUAAAUACUGUGCACAGAUGAAAUUAACCCUGAAAGAUUAAACUUAAAAAUGCGUAUACACGAUAGAAACAAUCCGAUGUCAGUAUAUAAAAAAAAACAUGAAAUUGUAACAUAUGAGAUAUAAAAUAAAACUUUCAAUAUUCACAUCAAAUCGAUUUGUAUAAGUGGUACUGCUUUGAUUAAGCAUGAGAAAAUUGUACGUAGAAAAUACUUGAGCAAUGUCGACAAAUGUUGAAGAAGAAAAUAUGAUAAGUAUUUACAAAAAGAAACCACCCUCCAAUUUCGAUCAGUUUUUUUUAACAUAUUAUCAAAAACAUCAUUUUGAAUAGUGUUGUGAAAGUUUUAGUUGGCGAACAUUAUUUAUCAAAAAUAAAUUUACUCGAUUAGUUUGCAUUUUUAUAUUACAUAUAUUUGUAAAGAAGUAUUUAUAUAUAAUACAAAGUGAAAACAUAGACUGGGUAAAGAUUCAGCUAGAAGAAUCUAAUUGAAUUCAUUUUUGAAUGAAUUCUAAUCAAAUUAAAAUUGAGUUUGAGAUAGAUAAAUUUUUUCGGGCUCUCACUGCCCCCUUCCUCUUUCGCACUUCCAUUUCAUAAUACAAUACUUAAAAAAUUUCUAUAAUGUACAUGUAUCCGGUAUCAAGAUAAUUUUCUUAAAACACUGUACAGUUUUGGUUCGUUUAUUCAUUUACAUCUUCAGUUAUGUAUUUGACAAUCGUUAUUUUAAAAUGAUUAUAACACAUUUAAAUGUGCUAAAGCGUGAGAGAACAAGCCUAAUUAUUGGCUGAUGUUUAUUAGACAUUAGUCAUUUAUUUAUAUCAUGCAUGAAUUUGUUAGGCUGAAUGUAGCUACGUAUUAUUCGUAUUACAUAUCGUAUUACAAUCAUAUAUUCUCAAUAAUUUUAACAUAUUUAUUUUACAUGUUCCAAUACCAUCUAAUAACUCGGCAUGAAUUUUCCAGACAACCCAGUAUAUAUUCAUUCAUCAAAUAUCUUUUUAAUAUAAUCUUUUAAAUAUAAAUUCUAGCAAAUUGUGAUUAAAAUGAUACUUUCUAUAACUAUAUGUAAGAAUAUUUGCACAAAUAUCUCUUCAUAAUUGUUCAACGUUUUGAAUGCCGAUGAUCGUGACUGGAUCAAAUUUUCUGAACAAUGUUUUAUAUUUUUGAGUAAACUUUUUAAUAAACAACUUUAUACAUCCUCUAAGUUUGUACAUCAUUCAAAUUAUCGAAAUCGAAGAGUAAUUCUUUUUUGUAAAUACUUGCCAAAAAUAUUUUUUCUAUUAAAUGUUAAAUUUUAAACUGAAACAUAUAUACAUCUAACUAUGCAUAUUGUAAUCCAUGAGUCAUAUACUGUACAUAUGUUUUUCAAACAAAAAUAUUGUAACGAUACGGAUUAAAAAAUAAAUAAUUUUACGCUAGACUGCGAAUUUUUAUGCAGUUUAUAUUUUAAGGAGUAUAAUUUAAAUACUUGAACUUUGGUUCAAAAUUAUUUUGUAAAAAUUAUACUAUAAAAUGCUAUAGAAAAUACUACAUUUUGAAUAUUUCUUUUUUGUACAUUUUAUUUAUUGUAAGCAUUUUUAUACUUUCAAAUUUCCCAUAAAUGCAUAAAAUUCCGCAGUCUAUUUACUAUUGUAAACGCACACUAUUGUAAACGCAUUUGCAAAAAAUAUGAAAUAUAAAUACUAAAUAUACAAUUUUUAAACAGACUGUAUUAAUUGCACAAAAUGUUAUAAGUAUCAUAUAUAUAAAUGUAAUUACAUGUGAGUGGGUGUAUAUAUGUAUUUAUAAUACAAACUAUUUUACAAACAAAAAUAUACAAAAUGAAUAAAUAUGGAAACAGUUAAACAAUAUUCUAAUUGUAAGAUAUUGUAAUUUUUAAAUACAUAUAUUCGAUGUUAUUUCAUGUUACAAUAAAUUUAAAUUAAAAAAGAGAAAGGAAGAAGAAUUUACGAUGAAAUUGUAGUAACAUUGGAAUUUGUGUCUGAAUUACAAGUAUUAUCAGUUCCUUCGAAUAAAUACUUGUAAUGUUGAAUGUAAGGCUGAUAGCGUUCCCCUUUUGUAAAGCUUGUAGCAUUAUAUAAAUACAAAUUACGCUGUUUAAAAAAUUUGAAAACCGAAUAAAAAAGCGUUGCAUCCUCA
Frieseomelitta varia is the source of this 5630-nucleotide messenger RNA. Its product is annotated as GTP-binding protein Di-Ras2. Gene Ontology annotation, molecular function: GTP binding; GTPase activity. The coding region runs from base 637 to 1458 and encodes 273 amino acids. The transcript has 5 exons. Lineage: Eukaryota; Metazoa; Arthropoda; Insecta; Hymenoptera; Apidae. The record is from RefSeq and is a predicted model, not a curated record.